Messenger RNA from Pieris macdunnoughi, 1125 nucleotides. NCBI's taxonomy places the organism in Eukaryota, Metazoa, Arthropoda, Insecta, Lepidoptera, Pieridae. The record is from the annotation of a GenBank genome assembly.
AUGUCGAGUGAUACGGCGAAGAAUUUUUCAAACCUUGAGACUCCUGGGUAUGUUGGAUUUGCCAAUUUGCCUAAUCAGGUCCAUCGGAAAUCUGUAAAAAAAGGUUUUGAGUUCACACUGAUGGUUGUAGGGGAGAGUGGGUUGGGAAAAUCAACUCUUGUGAACUCUCUGUUUUUAACUGACCUAUAUCCUGAGAGAGUUAUUCCAGAUGCUACAGAGAAAUUGAAUCAGACUGUAAAACUAGAUGCGUCUACAGUUGAGAUUGAAGAGCGCGGUGUGAAACUGCGAUUGACUGUUGUUGAUACUCCAGGAUAUGGAGAUGCCAUUGAUAAUACAGACUGCUUCAAAUCAAUUAUACAAUACAUUGAUGAGCAAUUUGAGAGGUUCCUUCGUGAUGAGAGCGGUCUCAAUCGACGUAACAUUGUAGACAACAGAAUUCAUUGCUGUUUCUACUUUAUAUCUCCAUUCGGACAUGGACUUAAACCGUUGGACAUUGAAUUUAUGAAACAAUUGCAUAACAAGGUGAACAUUGUACCCGUGAUUGCAAAGGCAGAUUGUCUUACUAAGAAAGAAGUUCAGAGGCUUAAGUCCAGGGUGAUGGAGGAAAUAGAAAGAGAGGGUAUUAAGAUAUAUCCUUUGCCAGAUUGCGAUAGCGAUGAAGAUGAAGAUUACAAAGAGCAGGUUCGUCAGCUUAAAGCGGCUGUUCCGUUCGCUGUAUGCGGCGCUGGACAGCAACUGGAAGUACGCGGACGCCGUGUCAGAGGCCGUCUCUACCCGUGGGGCGUGGUCGAAGUCGAGAACCCGGAACAUUGCGACUUCAUCAAACUACGGACUAUGCUUAUAACCCAUAUGCAAGACUUACAAGAAGUAACUCAAGAGGUUCAUUACGAGAACUAUCGCUCAGAGAGGUUGGCCAGGAACGGACAAGUACCAAAAAGACAUACAUCAACCGAGAGUGGACUUAGCGACAACUCAAACGAUUUGGCAAAUGGUUCAACUGAUGAUGGUUCUGGACGCGACAAAGUACUCCGUGAAAAGGAAGCGGAGUUGCGUCGAAUGCAAGAGAUGCUUGAUCAAAUGCAGCGUCAAAUGCAACUGCAAGCUGCCAGUACAACAACUGCAUAG